AAAACCUCAAUCAAACAUGGUUGCCAACUUAGUUUCUCUUGCUACUAUUUCUAUCUUGGUUCUACACAUUCUUGGAUUGAACGUUGCUAGAGCUGAUUUUGGAGGCUGGCAAAAUGCUCAUGCCACCUUCUACGGCGGCGCCGAUGCUUCCGGCACCAUGGGUGGGGCAUGUGGUUACGGCAACAUGUAUAGCCAAGGGUACGGCACCAACACCGCGGCAUUGAGCACAGCCCUCUUCAACAACGGCCUCACGUGCGGUGCAUGCUACGAAAUGCAGUGCACAGGCGACUCCCGGUCGUGCUUGCCCGGCACGGUCAAAAUCACUGCCACCAACUUCUGCCCUCCCAACUUCGGCCUCCCUAACAACAACGGCGGCUGGUGCAACCCGCCCCUCCAACAUUUCGACAUGGCACAACCUGCCUUCCUCCAAAUCGCCAAGUACCGCGCUGGCAUCGUGCCGGUAUCCUACAGAAGGGUGGCUUGUGUGAAGAAAGGGGGGAUUAGGUUCACAAUCAACGGCCACACGUACUUCAACUUGGUUCUGAUCAGCAACGUCGCGGGUGCAGGGGACGUCCAUGCUCUCUCAGUCAAAGGCUCCAAGACCGGUUGGCAAACAAUGUCGAGAAAUUUUGGCCAAAACUGGCAAGCCAAUUCGUAUCUCAACGGUCAAUCCCUCUCCUUCCGCGUCACAGCCAGUGAUGGUAGAACCGUCACUGCGAACAACGUGGUACCCGCGAAUUGGCAGUUUGGGCAGACCUUCCAAGGCUCUCAAUUUUAAUGCUGAUUUAGAUCGUAAUUUUAAGCUAGGAUUACAUAAAUUGAUGAUAUAAAAUGUAUGUAUUUGGUGAACAUUGUGUUUAUGAUUGGUAUGCAUAGAGAGGUUCAAGCAGAGGUAUCUUGACUUGUUAGUACCCGCUUGGCCUUAAUUGCGUCUCUCUUUUUUAAGGGAUGUUGCCAUUCUGUCUCUAUUAUUAUUAUUAUUAUUAUUAUUAUUAUUCAUAUAUAAAUAUAAAUUCGAGUUGUUUA
Messenger RNA from Salvia splendens (bonfire salvia), 1026 nucleotides. Its product is annotated as expansin-A4. The transcript has 3 exons. NCBI's taxonomy places the organism in Eukaryota, Viridiplantae, Streptophyta, Magnoliopsida, Lamiales, Lamiaceae. Gene Ontology annotation, cellular component: extracellular region. The record is from RefSeq and is a predicted model, not a curated record. Bases 17 to 778 code for a protein of 253 amino acids. Gene Ontology annotation, biological process: plant-type cell wall organization.